GGGGAAACUAGUGCGCCUGUGGUUUUGCCUGCAACUGUGGUCUAUUUCUUUAAUGAGAGAGAGAGAGAGAGAGAGAGAGAGAGACGCUGUUUCAUAACUGACUGGCAGAGCAGCAAAUGAAGAAAGCUGGAAUUAGGGUGAGGGAUCCCCCCAAGGAGCUAACACACAAGAAACUGGAGCAGGCUGAGGGUGGGAAAAAGAGAAAGGGAGGACGAAGCACAAGUGCAUAAACGCAGAAGAUUUGGGGAGGGUCACAUGGCCGCGCGCUGUUUCCUCUGCCCUUGGGUUGCCCUUAAUUCUCCUCCUCCUCCUCCUCCUCCAAUUUGGAGCUGCGUUCGCCCACUCCGCUUCUGCCCCGGUGCCUGAUUCCCUCGCCUGAAAGGUCCCUUCUCCACCGGCCCCGGCCUUAUCGAUCACGUUAAUGGUGCUGCUGCUGCAAGCUGCAGCUGCCGGCGCCUGGAAGUGCUGCAGCGUCUCCGGCUCGCCUCCCCUGGAGCUGCAUUGCUGUAGCAGCGCGCAGGCACCCACAGAGUCACGGAGCAGCCGGCGAGCCGAGGGGGGAAAGGAGCCGGGCGGCGAGGCCACCUGACCUGCCCCGCGCCGCCUGUGCACAUUCCAAAAGCAGCCCGUUCCUAAUAAAGAAGCGAUGGGGAUCCGGCACCGUCUCGCGCGCCUUCGGCUCUUCCUAUAAAUACUCGCCCUGCAAAGAAAACAAGCUUCGGUUGCUUCUGUCCUGCCCGCCCCAGACUCGGGCUGACCGGCAAAAAACCCAAAGCAAACCUAACCAAAGCAAAACAAACAAAAAGAGAGAGAGAGAGCCGUCGCCGUCGCCGCCGCGGGAGGAAAGAGAAGCCGAAGCAACUGCAGCCCGAGAGCCUGAGGCGAGGAGCGCCCCUCCUGCACCCGAGCUGAACCGGCGAGAUGCCCCGAGUAGAUGCCGAUCUCAAACUGGACUUUAAAGAUGUCUUGGUUAGACCUAAGCGAAGCAGCCUCAAAAGCAGAGCAGAGGUGGGGGCCUUUCCAAACGAGCAUGCUUUUUUCCUUAAUACUUCGCAUCUAACUCCGGUGGAUCUUAUGCGUACUUUCACAUUCCGUAAUUCUAAGCAAACCUACACUGGGAUCCCCAUUAUAGUAGCAAAUAUGGACACAGUAGGCACUUUUGAAAUGGCACAGGUUAUGACUAAAUAUGCAAUGUUCACUGCAAUUCACAAGCAUUACUCUCUGGAACAGUGGGAGCUGUUUGCAAGCAAUCACCCAGAAUGCCUAGAGCAUGUAGCUGUGAGCUCAGGCAGUGGCAUGUCCGACUUUGAGAAGAUGACCAGAAUCAUAGAGGCCAUUCCCCUUAUCAAGUACAUUUGCCUGGAUGUGGCCAAUGGUUAUUCAGAAUACUUUGUGGAGUUCGUGAAAGCUGUCCGCAUCAGAUUCCCCAAGCACACAAUCAUGGCAGGUAAUGUGGUGACUGGAGAGAUGGUGGAAGAACUUAUUCUAUCCGGAGCAGACAUUAUCAAAGUUGGAAUUGGACCAGGAUCUGUGUGCACCACUCGGAUAAAAACUGGUGUGGGUUAUCCACAGCUGAGCGCAGUGAUUGAAUGUGCAGAUUCUGCUCAUGGACUGAAGGGGCAUAUAAUAUCCGAUGGAGGAUGCAGCUGUCCAGGAGAUGUUGCCAAAGCUUUUGGAGCUGGUGCUGAUUUUGUGAUGCUCGGGGGCAUGUUUGCAGGACAUGACCAAUGUGCUGGAGAGAUUAUUGAAAAAAACGGCAAGAAGGUGAAGCUCUUCUAUGGAAUGAGCUCUGACACAGCCAUGAAGAAGCAUGUGGGAGGUGUUGCAGAAUACAGAGCGUCAGAGGGCAAAACGGUGGAGGUGCCUUACAGAGGGGACGUGGAGGAUACCAUUCGUGACAUCCUGGGCGGCUUACGGUCUACCUGCACCUACGUGGGAGCUGCCAAACUCAAGGAGCUUAGUCGAAGGACAACUUUUAUUCGGGUAACUCAGCAGCACAGCACAGCUUAUUAGCCAAAGAGGAAAAAGCUGUGGGGCUGUAAAACGUGCUGUCUGUUCUCCCCCUCUUCCAUUUUUUGGGGGGCAAGAUGGCUUCUUGCUAGCAUACUUCAAGCUAGAAGAGGAAGAAGGUUGAUUGCCCCCCCAAAAAAAGUUUGUUGUAGUGGUGGGGUUAAGCCUAAGGAGGUCAAGCCAUACACUUCAGCUAUGUCCAUGACGAUUUAUUCUUUGUUCAAAAUACAGUAGCACUCUAUUUAAAUGAGAAUUCUAUAGUUUGAUCUAGUCAGAUCUUCAUUCUGUUGGAACAGUUGUUACCAAUAUGAGCAAACCCACCUAAGCUUUAUACAGUCAACUGACCGGUUUCUUCUGCUCCUUUAACAUGGUGCAGAAGUCAGAAAAGCCAGGAGAGCAACUGUGAAAACUAGAAGGUGCUCAUUGCCGGAGUGUGGCCCCAGCAUGCCAACCUUCGGCCAACACCUCUAGAACUAAAAAAAUAAAAUAAAAUGCUGCUUUUCUCUGUGACAUUAAGUACUUGAUUUUUAAUGCGUGCUGAUAUAUUGAUGUUCUUAAAAUUGUUGAUUAAAUAGUUAUAUUAAUUUUAUUGCAAUGCUUUGCUGGCAGAGACAUUCAAACAAAGGAAAUGGACAUGUCUUUUAUAUUCAUGUAGGAUAUUUCCAAGAUAAUGGUGGUUGCUAUAUUUCUCAAGAUUCCUUUGGUUAAGGACAGAGGACAAACAUCGGCUUCAUAUAUAUUUUUUGGUUCCUACUGUUCAGGGCCUGAUUAAGCCACCUCCUUCCAUUUAUCAAAGAUCAAGUGUUUCCAGACACUACAGAAUACUUGCAGAGAAGUUGUAAGUGGAGUUCUGUAGUUUUAGGCGCCAGUCAGCUCCACAGCUCCUCAUAACCAAGGCCUUUCAGAUAAGGGGCAGUGUGGUUAUGACCUUCAGUCUGGAACUGCCGGUUCACUGGCUAAGGUUUGUUUGUUUUUUGUCACGCAGGCCUUCUGCUGCUGUGACUUCCUUUUCCUCCAGUAUAAAUGAUGGCUGCCUGCCUCUAACAUUAAAGUGCUGGACAGUCAAAUUACCAAGUCCCAGGGUGCAUCUGCUUCACUUUCUUACAUGAACGUGAACAAUUGCAUUCAUAGAUAGACAGGGCAAAACCUGCCUUCCCUCCUGCAUUUGACAAGGAGCUCAGAGGCGCUUCCUGCUUCCGUCUCGGAGUUUUUGUAAUCCACUCCCUCCCUUGGAGUCAUUAGCAGCCUUCCUUUGAAAAGCCAGUUUAAGCUGGGGUGGGUAGAAAGGUAGGAGUAUGCCAAUGAAGAAAUGUAAUCUACUCGUCAUUUGCUGAUUAUUUUACUUUCAUAGAUGAUCUAAUAAGUAAAGAGAGAAGCGAGCAUACAAAUGUACACACUAAUUUCUGAACUGGAACAGUGUCUUAAAACCACAGCAGAAAAAGAUAGCAGCCUAAUUUGCUAGCAGGUUUGAAUUUUCUGGGAUAUUGAGAGCUACAGCAUCACAUCUCUGUUGUACUUUUAAAGUACUCAUUCCCAUCCUGGAAGACACUGCAACCAACUAUACUGAAGGUGUGUGGUCUAAUUAUAUAUUACAUUUUAGGAACUUGCAUUGGAUUU
This is a messenger RNA of Podarcis raffonei (Aeolian wall lizard), 3627 nucleotides long. It is a transcript of the gene GMPR, whose product is annotated as guanosine monophosphate reductase. Gene Ontology annotation, biological process: nucleotide metabolic process. NCBI's taxonomy places the organism in Eukaryota, Metazoa, Chordata, Lepidosauria, Squamata, Lacertidae. The record is from RefSeq and is a predicted model, not a curated record. Gene Ontology annotation, cellular component: GMP reductase complex. Gene Ontology annotation, molecular function: GMP reductase activity.